UAUAUAAGGGAUGAAGGAUAGUAGUAGAAAACAAGGGGCGGCGUCCCCGUGCGCAGAGUGCAAGAUUCUGCGGCGGCGGUGCGCGGCGGAUAGAGUCUUUGCACCUUAUUUCCCGGCAGACGACCCGCACAAGUUUGCCAGUGUCCAUAAGGUCUUUGGCGCUAGCAAUGUCAACAAGAUGCUCCAGGAAUUGCCCGAGCAUCAAAGGGGCGAUGCCGUAAGUUCCAUGGUGUACGAAGCCAACGCAAGGGUAAGGGAUCCCGUCUACGGCUGUGUAGGGGCAAUAUCGUCUUUGCAGCAGCAGAUCGACAUGCUGCAGACACAGCUAGCGCUGGCACAGGCCGAAGUGGUGCACAUGCGCAUGCGCCACGUCACCAAUUCCCCGGAAAACGCAUCCCCGUCAUCAAGAUCACACAUGAGUCAACUAUCCCAUCAGGCCAAGUCCCUUUUUAGCAUGGACAUGGUUGAUCAACACCACCACAACAUGGAGGAGGAUGACUCAUUGUGGGGUUAAAUUAUAUUAUAUUAAAUUAAACUCUUUUUUUAUUUUUAUUUUUUUUUUAUAUUCGAAUACUCUAUACUAUAUUUACGACCUUCCCUUUUCUCCUUUUCUUUUCUCGUUUUUUGUCGGCCUACCUUCUUUUCUUUUCUUUUCUUUUUUAUAUAUUUGGCUUUCUUACAUAUAAUACAUGUUUUAUAGCAACAUCUCACCUGACCUGAGAGAUGAUGAUUACUACCAUUUACCAGCAUUCAUCAUUAACUAUAUUGUAAAUCCAAGAGACAUAUAUAUGAUCGUAAGCUAUGAUUAGUGUUCCUGUGUGUGU
Molecule: messenger RNA, 824 nt
Organism: Erythranthe guttata (spotted monkey flower)
Lineage: Eukaryota; Viridiplantae; Streptophyta; Magnoliopsida; Lamiales; Phrymaceae
Product: LOB domain-containing protein 4
Source: RefSeq, a predicted model, not a curated record